This is a messenger RNA of Durusdinium trenchii, 201 nucleotides long. NCBI's taxonomy places the organism in Eukaryota, Dinophyceae, Suessiales, Symbiodiniaceae. The record is from the annotation of a GenBank genome assembly.
GGCAUCAGUCUGCAGGGUGUCGGAACCUUGGACUUGCCACCAGGCCUUGAGCGUGAAUAUCGCUUCAGCGUUUACGCGUACCAUGAGGGCACCGCCUUGGUGAGGGUGAAUCUCACCAGCCAGGAGACAGGCGAGUUCAUGAACAUCGAGGUGAAGUUUGAUUUCUUUGCUGCCGAGUCGUUGGCCACCAUCAAACUGGAG